AUGUCUUCAAUUUUAGAAUCUGCGAAGGGUAUUAUAAAAGAAGCAAGGUAAACAUAAUUAUAAUAAGUUAGAGAGUUAGCUUAUUUAGGAAAAUACCCAGAAGCAAUAAUGAAAUUCAAAUCAUAAAUUGAGACUUUAAGUUAAUAAUUAGGAAAAAAUUAAGGAGAUUAGUUACUAUUUUAAGAAUGGAGCAAACUUGUGAAUGACAUAAAAGAAGAAUUAGAUCUAACUUAAACUUUAUUUGAUUUUACAAAAGGGAAUGCGAAUAGUAAUUUUUGAAUUAAUUAAGAUAGAUUAGUAAUAACCAUCACCUUAAAAACCAAAGGUAGUAUAAGAGUGUCCUGAAUUUCAAGAAGAUAACAGAUAGCCUCGUUUGCCAUUUAAUUAAAUUCCAUUCUAACAUCAUCAUUAUCGAGAAAAUACAUCUCCAACAUAAUAGAAAGCUAAUUAAUUUUAAAUAUCACCUCCAAAGUAGAAAGCUUAAGAUCCAGAUGAAAUAUUUUUUGGAGGUUUAAGAGGUGGUAAUGAUGGAAAGAGAGGGAAUAAUAAUAAUAAUAAUAAUAAUGGUAAUAACUUAAAUCAUAACCCAAGUAAUUACUUCAAUAAUAACAAUAAUAAUAAUAAUAAUAAUAAUAAUAAUAACAAUUAUAAUAAACGUCCUGUAAAUAAUCCUCCACCAAAAGAUCCUGAUGUUUGGGAUCCUCCAUCAAAAAAAAAUGAUAAACCAAAACAAUCAUAGAAAGAUGCAAAAGCUAAUAAUAUAUUUAAGCCUUAAGCAUAGGUAAAAGGAAACUAAAGAAGGGAAUAUGAUAAGCCAUGGAAAAGUAAUGCAGUAGGAGAAAAGAAACCUGUAGAAGGUUAAAGAAAAACAUUUCAUGAUCAUGUAUAUCCAGAUGGAAGAGGUCCAGAUAGUGAUUUAAUUUAAAUGAUAGAAAGAGAAGUUUUAGAUUUGACACCAAAUGUUUCAUUUGAAUAGAUAGCAGAAUUAGAAUUAGCAAAGGAUACUCUUUAAGAAGCUGUAUUACUUCCUAUAUUUAUGCCUUAAAUAUUUACUGGAAUAAGAAGACCAUGUAAAGGAGUAUUAUUAUUUGGUCCUCCAGGAACAGGAAAAACUAUGCUUGCAAAAGCUGUAGCAACAACUGGUAAAACAACAUUUUUUAAUGUUUCUGCAUGUACUUUGGCAAGUAAAUGGAAAGGAGAAUCUGAAAAAUUAGUUAGAUUAUUAUUUGAGAUGGCUAAAUUCUAUGCACCUAGUACAAUAUUCUUUGAUGAAAUUGAUGCUUUAGGUUCUAAAAGAGGGGAUAGUGAUGGUGAUUCUGCUAGAAAGUAUACUAUAUAAAUUUAUAAUAUAUAGAGUUAAAACUUAAAUGUUAAUUGAAAUGGAUGGAGUAUCAGGUGCUAGUACAGGAGAAGAAAGAAAAACUGUAAUGUGUUUAGCAGCUACUAAUCGACCAUGGGAUUUAGAUGAAGCACUAAUAAGAAGACUUGAAAGAAGAAUAUGUAUAAUUAUUAUUAUUAUAUAGAUAUACCAUUACCUAGUGUUACAGGUAGAAAAGUUUUAUUCGAAAUUAAUUUAAAUUCUCUUAAAUUGUCUCCAAAUAUCAAUUGGGAUUAAUUAGUUAAAAAAUGUGAUGGCUAUUCAGGAGCAGAUAUUGCUAAUGUAUGUAGAGAAGCAUCAAUGUUACCAAUGAGAAGAAAAUUAAAAGAAGAAGGAGGAUUCUAAAAAUUAUAAUAAAAAUAUGAAGAUAUCUCAAGUACUACAUUCUUCUAAUUAUUUAGAUGUUGUAGAUGUUCCUUUAGAAUAAAAAGAUUUUGAUGAAGCAUUAAAGAUAGUUAAUAAAUCUGUUUCAACAGAAUACUUAAAGGAAUAUGAAAAUUGGAUGAAAGACUUUGGUGCAGGUUGA
Molecule: messenger RNA, 1904 nt
Organism: Paramecium sonneborni
Lineage: Eukaryota; Ciliophora; Oligohymenophorea; Peniculida; Parameciidae
Source: the annotation of a GenBank genome assembly